CAAACUCAAACGUCUAAAAACUUUAAAACAACGCGAACGCAACACACGGACGCCUAACAACAAACAAACUGAUAGUGGCACGCGUGUUGUUGCAAAUUUCACGCUUAUUUUUCUGCCGAAAUGAAGAUUGAAGAAGUCAAGAGUACUGCAAAGGUGCAGAGAAUUUCAGCCCAUUCUCAUGUCAAAGCCCUCGGACUGGAUGAGUCGGGCGGCGCCCUGCGAACGGGCAGCGGCUUUGUCGGACAGGAGGCUGCCCGAGAGGCGGCCGGCAUCGUCGUCGAAAUGAUCAGAUUCAAGAAACUGGCCGGACGCGCCGUCCUGCUUGCAGGACCUCCAGGCACUGGCAAGACUGCCAUCGCCGUCGCCAUGGCAGCCGAGUUGGGAUCUAAAGUUCCGUUCUGUCCAAUGGUUGGCAGCGAGGUAUACAGCUCCGAGGUGAAAAAGACGGAAGUGCUAAUGGAAAAUUUCAGACGAGCCAUUGGCCUGCGAAUUAAGGAAACUAAAGAAGUUUACGAGGGAGAAGUCACAGAACUCACUCCUGUUGAAACGGAUGCUCCUUCUGCUGGUUAUGGAAAGAGCAUAAGCCAUGUCAUAAUUGGUUUAAAAACUGUCAAGGGAUCCAAGCAAUUGAAACUUGACCCUUCAAUCUAUGAAGGACUGCAGAAGGAGAAAGUUGAGGUUGGAGACGUUAUUUACAUAGAAGCCAACUCAGGAUCUGUUAAAAGACAAGGAAGGUCCGACUCCUAUGCAACUGAAUUUGACUUAGAGGCAGAAGAAUAUGUGCCUCUUCCUAAGGGAGACGUGCACAAAAAGAGAGAAGUUGUCAACGACGUCACCCUCCACGACCUCGACACAGCCAACGCAAGGCCACAGGGUGGUCAGGACAUUUUGUCCCUCAUGGGUCAGCUAAUGAAGCCCAAGAAACUGGAGAUCACAGAUAAAUUGAGGAUUGAAAUCAAUACGGUGGUUAAUAAAUAUAUUGAGCAAGGCAUAGCCGAGUUGAUUCCUGGUGUUCUUUUCAUCGACGAAGUGCACAUGCUAGACAUCGAGUGUUUCACUUACCUCCACAGAGCUUUAGAAAGCGUCAUUGCUCCCAUCGUUGUUUUUGCUACUAAUAGGGGACGCUGUCUUGUUAGAGGUACUGAAGACAUCUUUGCUCCUCAUGGCAUUCCAUUGGAUUUGCUUGACCGAUUGCUGGUUAUCAGGACCCUUCCGUACUCGAGACCAGAGAUGGAACAGAUCAUUGCCUUGCGCGCCAACACAGAGAACCUGGCGCUGGACGAGGACGCUCUGAAAGCUCUUUCAGAAAUUGGCACCAGGGCCACCCUCAGGUACGCAGUUCAACUGUUGACGCCUGCUGCUCUGGUGGCAAAAGUUGGCGGCCACUCUGCCAUUACCAAAGACGAUGUCGCUGAAGUCAACGGUCUCUUCUUGGACGCUAAAUCCUCGGGGAAAAUCCUCAGCCAGCAGCAUGACAAAUUUUUGACAUAGACAUAACCUACAAUAUUUGCUGAAAUAAAAUGUACUUCAAAUUUCUUUUGACUCUUUUGCAACCGCUGAAUUGAAAAGAAUAAUGUAUCGGAAGACGAAAUAAAAAUAAGAUUAUUGUCUAAGUUGAAAUUAUCAAAAACAAAUUUUUCUGAAAGCAUUAAAUAAAGGCAAAUAUAUUUAUC
Messenger RNA from Neocloeon triangulifer, 1673 nucleotides. RefSeq names its product ruvB-like 1 (gene pont). Gene Ontology annotation, cellular component: Ino80 complex; R2TP complex; Swr1 complex. Bases 121 to 1491 code for a protein of 456 amino acids. The transcript is spliced from 6 exons. The record is from RefSeq and is a predicted model, not a curated record. Lineage: Eukaryota; Metazoa; Arthropoda; Insecta; Ephemeroptera; Baetidae. Gene Ontology annotation, molecular function: ATP binding; DNA helicase activity; ATP hydrolysis activity. Gene Ontology annotation, biological process: box C/D snoRNP assembly; chromatin remodeling; regulation of transcription by RNA polymerase II.